This is a messenger RNA of Tigriopus californicus, 1608 nucleotides long. RefSeq lists its product as uncharacterized. Lineage: Eukaryota; Metazoa; Arthropoda; Copepoda; Harpacticoida; Harpacticidae. Gene Ontology annotation, cellular component: membrane. Bases 239 to 1441 code for a protein of 400 amino acids. The transcript has 8 exons. The record is from RefSeq and is a predicted model, not a curated record.
CUUCCUUGAGGGUUUUUUCACUGACUGCUCAGUAGCAUUGUUCCAGGGGAUCGUUGAGGUCUGACCAAGCUCAGUUUGAAUUUGAUCGUCGCGGAGCAACUUGCUCAUAACUCACGUCCUGACGUGCGCUUAAUACUUGAUUAGUAGCUUUUGAACCUUCUUCCAAGACAUCUGAAGUGGCCUAUUGAAAUUGGGGAAACCUUUUGAGUCUACAACUUGCUUCAUCCAGAAAACAUCAAUGACGGCUGUAAGUAACCAAGAGCAGGCUCAAGAUGAAGCCUCCAAACCACAAAGGAUCCAGGAGAAGAUUAAAAAGUUCUUCAUCAAGUACUUCUUCGAAGGGCAAAAAUUGAGCACAGAUCAAGCCAAAGCCAUCGAGAACCUGCGCGAGGAUUCGCCUUGGACCGAGAGGGUCCUGGUGAAGCAUCGCCGUUUGGUCGGGAUCCUCAUCCCAUUGGUGUUCUUCCAGCUGUGUUGGUGGACUCUGGCCAUUCGCUGGAACUAUUUCCAGUACUUUCCCGACCGAUAUCUUCUCUCUAUCACCAUGAUCUUUGGUGCCACCAUCGCAGGAAUGACAUCUGAAGGUGGAGGAGCUGUGGCCUUUCCAGUCAUGACCUUGGCCUUGGGCAUCAAACCAGCUGUGGCCCGAGAUUUCUCCUUAAUGAUCCAAUCUUGCGGAAUGACGGCGGCGGCCUUCACCAUCUUCUGGAUGAAGAUCAAGCUGGAAAUGCGCUCUGUGUUCUUCUGCAGCUUUGGCGCUACGUUUGGCAUGGUUCUGGGUCUGGAGAUGUUGGAUGAUUUAUUGUCGCCCCCAAUUAAGAAGCUCGGCUUUGUUUGCGUUUGGUUCAGUUUCGCCUUUUCUUUGUACUUGUUGAAUCGUCAACACAAGCGGAAGACGUUCGAUGCCAUCCCCGAUUUUGGCAUCUGGCAAACCUUGGUUUUGAUCAUGACUGGAUUCAUUGGUGGUAUUUUCAGCGCUAUUGCUGGGAGUGGUGUUGAUAUUUGCUCCUUCUCCAUCUUGAGCCUGUUAUUCCGGGUGAGCGAGAAAGUGGCCACGCCCACUUCCGUGAUCCUCAUGGCGAUCAACACUUGUGUCGGCUUCUAUUGGCGACAAUUGAUGACCGAAACCGGGGUGGAACCUGAGGCGUGGAAGUUCUUUGCUGUGUGCGUUCCUUUUGUGGUGUUUUUUGCUCCCUUUGGAUCUUUUAUUUCGUCGCAUUUUCAUCGACAAGUCCUGGCUUUUCUCAUUUACAUUCUGGACACAAUUGCAUUGGUCUCCGCUUUGAUUGUGAUCCCAAUCACUUGGCAAAGAGGAGUCCUCAGUGGAAGUCUUAUUGCUGGAGGCUUCCUCGUGUUCUAUUGCAUAUCCAAAGGAGGUGAGAGACUCUUGAAGAUCCAAGAGGAAAAGGAGAAGCGACUCCUCAACAAUUUGGCCGUUUGAAUGACCCUCUGAUGAUACAUUGUUAUCAAUCACGCGUACAACUGGUUGUGUAUGUCGCUAAGCACUGCCCUGAACAAUACUCCAAUUACAAUUGUAUUGGAAAUAUCUAAAAAAAACUGUACCUUCUGGAAAAUUAAAAAAAGAAAUACAUGCUUAUAUCGUAUCAC